AUGACCAAAACUUGCGUCGAGUUGAAGAAAUACCUCCAUCAAGGGGAAGUCAUAUCUAAUUUAUUUGGCAGCCAUCCUGCCCGUGCUUCCAGUCAGGAUCAUUUCCAAGAUGGCGGUUCUAUGUUAUUAAAUUCAGUCAAGGAUGUUCUGUUGAAGAGCAAAGUAAUCAUUUUAGUGUCUUUUCGGCAAAAAUUCGAUUUAUACAAUUUUACAACCUUAAUCUGCAGAUGUGCAUUAAAAAAUAGGACCACUCGAUCGAUGGCUAAACGACAUUCUCAUGAAGUGACAGUUUGGGUAGCAACUGAUUUAAACUCUUGCAGUUUACCUGGCAGUAACAUCCAAACAUUCUGUGGUAUCAGUUAUAAAGUUCCCACCAUUAUCCUUAAUCGAAUAUCGCGAUUUUUAAUGUUUGCAAUGAACAGCUAUGUCAUGAUCCAGGCUCAGUUACCCAAGGCUUGUGCUGAAGCCGUCAAGAAUAUGAUGUGCAAAUCCGCUUUACCUCAAUGUUCUGCUGAUGCAACAUCCUUUACCUAUCAGAAUUAUACCACAGACUGCACGACAGUCGGCUCUUGCUGGCCAUUUUUUGGCUACAACUCUAAAAGUUACACUGGAACAUUAAGUUUUGAUGCCGAUCAGCGCUACGAUUUGGCUAAAUGUGUACCUACACAAGAAAAAGCCAUCGAAGCUCAAUCCUGA
This is a messenger RNA of Trichoplax adhaerens, 696 nucleotides long. RefSeq lists its product as uncharacterized. The record is from RefSeq and is a predicted model, not a curated record. Bases 1 to 696 code for a protein of 231 amino acids. The transcript has 4 exons. NCBI's taxonomy places the organism in Eukaryota, Metazoa, Placozoa, Uniplacotomia, Trichoplacea, Trichoplacidae.